AUGGCUUUCUUCUCGACCUUCCACACUCAACUCAACCAAUUAAACAUACUCAAAUCCAUCGGCGCCAAGUUCAACCAGGCAUAUUUUUCGUCCAAGAAAGCUCCCGCCCUGGACGCCGAGGACGAUGAUAUUAACCGCGAGUCACCUGUUGCGACGCUGGCGUCACCUGUUGCGCCGCCGCUCGACCUCAAUUUGUGGCUCGAGAAAAGCAACGAGGUCAUGCUCGUGGUGCAGAGCCUUGGCAACGGGUCCUCCUGUUAUUCUCUAGUCUCUACCAAACGCGACUCGUUCAAAGUAGUAGUAAAAGAUGAUAUGUCCAGCUUGUCGGCUCUACUCAAAUCUCAAAACUGCAAUCCCGAGCUCUAUGCGAAACCCCACGCUUAUCAGUAUAACAUAUUUAUUUGUUGA
This is a messenger RNA of Striga asiatica, 408 nucleotides long. The record is from the annotation of a GenBank genome assembly. Lineage: Eukaryota; Viridiplantae; Streptophyta; Magnoliopsida; Lamiales; Orobanchaceae.